CGUACUGAGUGAGUCUCUCUUCGCAGCCAGUUCAUUUUCAGUUGUUCGAUCUGAACAUUUUUGACAGAUUGAAGCAAAUAGUCAAAUCGAAUAGGUUAUUUUUGCACAAUAAUCGACGUUUUUCUUUAAUUUUUUAAUUUUUUACUUUUUCAUCUGGAACGAAAUAAUCGAGAAAUUUGAUCAACUCCAGACUCAACUGAAACACACAUCGCACCGAAAUCUAUUCAUAGCAGUUUUUUUUAGCAGUGGUGACAGGCAACAGAAAGAAGAAGAAAAAACUCCAGCAAAGAAAUCAUGCAAAUUUAGAUGAAAAAGGGAAUAUUACCACCACACCACCACCAGCAACAACAUCAAAAAAUAAAACAAAAUAAAGUUAUUUGUGUCAGUUAUUUUGUUUUGGGUUCUCGUGUUUCUCUUUCUCCUAUACCUGACACCGUAAUUCCGAUGCAAUUUAUUCGUUUCGUUUUGUGUUGUGUGAUUGUAUAGUUGAUGUGCUCUUAUGUGUACUUCUCUUGCUCGUUCGCUCUCUCAUUCUCUCUCGAUCGUGUAAUUCGCGUGUAUGCUCCUAAUUUGUUUUGUUGUUUAAAAUGAAUGAAUAGGCAAAUUGCACAUAAAAUUCAAAUUGUUAAUGCCAAAAUAAGAGAGAAAAUAUUCAAGUGAACUGAGCAAAAACAAAAUAAAAGCAAGAGAGAGAGAGAGAGAGAGAAAAAAAACCAAACCAAACCAAACCAAACAAAUAAACAACAAACCAGCAGCGAAUCGCGAUUUUCAUCAAUUUUUUGUUGUUCGAGUCUACACCGUGCUAUAUUGCAAUUGGAUUAUAUUGCCAGUGACGAAAAGGGGCACGAAAACAAACGUGUGGAUGACUUGAAUGUUGUACCAGCCAAAAGACAAAGUGAGACGAGUCCCAAGGAAAACAGUGCUCAAGCCUGGUGCCAUUCAGCAAAGAAACCAGUGCGAUUGAUGAAUCAGUGAACCAGUUAUUUGUUGGCGAAGAAAAUUAUCAAAGAAAAAAAAAGUUGGAGCGAAAAGAGGAAGUGUUUGUUUUUAUUUGAUUUUCGGUGUAAAUGCAAAAAAAAGUUCAGCUGUGAUACAAUAGAAAUAAAAAUUUGUUGAAUUUGACAUUGGAUAUCUUUUGUGAGAAUCGUUAAGGAGUUAAAGUGCAAUCAGAGCAGCGUAACGUGAAAUUACAACACGAUUUUCAUCAGUAAAUAAGUCAAUUGUUUUUUUUUUCUGUUUUGUUUGGAGCAAGCAAUUCAUUGAUCGAAAUCGGGCAGCCAAAUUACAAGCCAGAUCAGCCGAGACCAUUUAUGCGCAAAGUGACCAUAGAACUAGAGAGAAAAAGAAUCUAACCAGCAUCAACAUUAGCAACCAAAACCAGAAGAGUUCACUGUUAUACGAGUCAAUCAUACCGUGUGCUUGUACCAUUUUUUCGCCACACAUUGACGUACAUACGUACUAACUCACAUUUGUACCUAAUAGAAUAAAGAGCAGCAGCAGCAAUCACCACAUUACUUCAUAUACACCGAACAUCGUCUGGAAAGAGACACAAGUGUCCGGGGCGAGUGGAAAAGCAGUUGACGUUACUUUGAAACCCUUUAUUCGUUAUAUUUUUUGGGGUUAUUCAAAUAGAAAAGAGAAAUGAGACUUGUUUCAAAUUCACUAAGCGAAUGUUAUGAACCGUUAAUCAUUCCACCAAUUUCGAUUCAAUCGCUAUCACGUUGGGGUAGACAAAAUGAAUUGCACGUUAAACCAACUGAUUAUUCGGCAUUAGAAGGACCAAGACACCGUGCUAGCCCAUUUCCACGUUCGGAUCAAAUCAAUAGUCGAUUCAUUAUCUGGGAAGGUGAUAUUUCGUUGAUCGAAUCUGAUGCAAUUACAAACACGACCGAUGAAACAUUAACGGAAAAGAAUACAAUAUCGAGCCGAAUAUUUCAACGUGCUGGACCCGAUCUAUAUGAGGAGAUAUUAAAUGAUAAUCGAGAGUGUAAAACUGGUGACGUUCGUGUAACAAAAGGCUAUAAUUUACCGGCAAAAUACAUUAUACAUACUGUUGGUCCUAUAUAUACUGAACGCUACAAAACCGCUGCCGAACAAACACUUUACUCAUGCUACAGAAAUAUUUUAUGCAAAAGCCUUGAACUUGGCGCGAAAUCGCUUGCCGUCUGUGUCGUGUCAACAAUUCAGAAGAAUUUUCCACCCGACAUUGGUGCUCACAUUGCAUUACGAACCAUCCGCCGUUUUUUGGAUAAAUUUAAAAACGAAACAAUUAUACUUUGCCUUGAACCACACGAGCGUGGAAUUUAUGAAGUGCUAGCACCAUUAUACUUCCCACGUGAUAUUUUAGAAGAAAGCAGUGCAUUGUGGCAACUACCGAAAAAUAUCGGGGGAAAAUUUGGUGAACCGCAAUUGGUUGAUCGACAAAUUCGCAUCAUUCACAACCCACAGCAUUCCGUCAUGAUUAGCGCCGACGACGACUCGGACAACAAUCCACAUGAUUUCGACAAUGGUGACGUUGAGUAUGGUUUGAGUUCACAUCUUUCCAUUGGACAGCAUUCGUUCUCGCAAAUGCAGGGUGAUUUGGAUCGUCAACGUUUGCUGGGUAAUCGUCAACGCGUAGGCCUUUAUGAAAGUAAUAAUGAUGAUGGAGACUGUGAGGGAUUGGAACAUCAAGAACGAUAUGAGCGUUUAUUGAGACGUGCACGCACCGAGGAUUUAACUGAAGUAUCGGGCAUUGGAUGCUUGUAUCAGAGUGGCGUCGAUCGUUUGGGUCGUCCAGUUGUUGUAUUCUGUGGAAAAUGGUUUCCCGCACACAAUAUCGAUUUAGAAAAAGCGCUUCUAUACCUAAUUUACUUACUGGAUCCAAUUGUUAAGGGCGAUUAUGUAAUUGCAUAUUUUCACACGUUAACCAACUCCAAUAAUUAUCCAUCGCUUCACUGGCUUAAAGAAGUGUACAGCAUACUUCCAUACAAGUAUAAGAAAAAUUUGAAAGCUUUCUACAUUGUGCACCCAACAUUUUGGACAAGGAUGAUGACAUGGUGGUUUUUAACAUUCAUGGCGCCUGCGAUCAAAUCGAAAGUUCAUCAAUUACCUGGCGUUGAGCACUUGUAUGCUGUCAUGACACGAGAUCAAUUAGAAAUUCCAGCCUACAUUACUGAAUAUGAUAUGGCGACAAAUGGCCUGCAUUACUUCCAACCAGUAACACGGCAAAUCCCGGAACUUUAAAUGUAUGCCCGACAACAGCAGCGAUUCAUAGCAACAAAACUAAAAAUAACAUACACAAAAAAACCAUCAACAUUAAAUUCAAUUUAUCACAGUUUGGCGAACAUACAAAAUGAAACGUAUUAUUGAUCACAUACACACACAGAGACACAAAAAUGCGAUUAAUUAAAUAUAGGAACGGAUUUUUUUUCUUCUUCAUAUCCCAACAACAAGCGACGAUGCCAACUAAAUGAAAUGCAUAAAAAUUCACAUUUAUUGCGUAGCAGAAACAAACAAAAAUAGCCAGUAGAGAAAAUGCAAAGGGAACAUAGUAAUGGUAUUUGAAACACCAGUUAGAAAAAUGGAUUGUAAAGAAUAAAUUGUUAUUACUGCGAGAAUUGAAGUAAUUAUUUCCGACAAUUUGCCGUCUAUCAAUCGAUCGUUCGAACAUGGUUGUUGUGAAUAGGCUUGAGCGAGAAAAAAAAUAUGGAAACAAAAGAGAAAGAGAUAACCAAUUGAAUUUGUCUUCUUUUUGUAAUUGACUCCAAGUCUUGUUUCACCACCCAAAUACACAAAGAGGUACACGGCGCGAACUUGGACCUCACUAUUCGUCACCAUCUCGUCUCCAAUCCCAUCAUUGUCAAUGCGCGAUUGAUCUUUGUAUUGUACAACUAGUACCUUCAAUUCAUCAAGAAGCACUGUCAUAGUUAACCGAAAUUUGUAGAACUUAUUUUAUUUUUCUCUGUGGGAAAAACAAUGAAACAUUUAUGAAACAAGCAAAGAAAAGUUGCAAGAAAACGAACGGAGCGAUGUGAAACGAAUCGAAAAUGAACCCAUUUGAAUUUAGUCUUGCUUGCAUAAAGUAUGAAAACUAAGAAAUAGCUCAGAGUGUAUAAGAACAACAGCAACAACAACAAAAACCACCCGAAAAAUAUUUUACAAUUUUAAGGAAGAAUAAAAACAAAGAAAACGUUAUUUAUUAGAUUCGUUGAAUUGUCACCACCGCAUUUCUUAAUGUUCACUCACAAUAGGAAUAUGAAUAGAGCUUGGAACAGUUUAUUGAAUAUGUUUUCGCCAAAUGAUCUAAAAGAAACAUGAACAACAACAACAACAACAAAAAUCAACUUUAAAAUAACUAAAUGGCAAACAGUAUUGUUAGUUAGCCACAUUUUAGUGUUUCUAUCAGGACAACAACAACAACAAAAUCUAUACUAAUUAAUCUAGUAAAAAUGAAAAUAAUUUAGUUGAGUUUUGAAUUAACAACAACACCAUUUGUCACAACUAAUAUCCGAGGAAUACAUAAGAAGAAGAAAAAAAUUAUUAGAAAAUAUUGUAUUUAAUCAAAACAAAAAGCAACAAAACGUAUUCCAAAUUUUGUCUCUCUUUCGUUUUCUCUAUCGAUGGUGUGGAUUUGAAUUCCACGCACGUAACACCUAACUAGCAAAUUGAUGAUGAUAUGUUUAAAACAAAUAAUUAAUGAAAUAAUGUUAUAGUCAGUAUAAUCGUCUGAACGCUGAACAAACCAAUUGAUAUAUCAUUUUUGUGGUUUGGUUUGCUUCUGUUCUUCAUUGUGUAUAUUCAAUGCGAAUAGGGACAAUUCAAAGCAUUAAUCGCAUGAGAAGAAAAUAACAACAACAACAACAACAA
Messenger RNA from Sitodiplosis mosellana (orange wheat blossom midge), 4848 nucleotides. RefSeq names its product protein GDAP2 homolog (gene Gdap2). Lineage: Eukaryota; Metazoa; Arthropoda; Insecta; Diptera; Cecidomyiidae. Bases 1642 to 3225 code for a protein of 527 amino acids. The record is from RefSeq and is a predicted model, not a curated record. The transcript has 12 exons.